Messenger RNA from Triticum aestivum (bread wheat), 1547 nucleotides. RefSeq names its product ankyrin repeat-containing protein At2g01680. The coding region runs from base 1 to 1488 and encodes 495 amino acids. The transcript is spliced from 2 exons. Gene Ontology annotation, molecular function: protein binding. Lineage: Eukaryota; Viridiplantae; Streptophyta; Magnoliopsida; Poales; Poaceae. The record is from RefSeq and is a predicted model, not a curated record. Gene Ontology annotation, cellular component: plasma membrane.
AUGGUAGAAAUGCUACUAGAUUGGAACAAGGAUCUUACCGAAGAGAAGGACCUAAAUGGCAGCACCCCUCUUCACUCUGCGGUUUCGGCGCUGUACUCUGAAGAUCGCAUGCGUAGAUGUUACACUCUUGUAUGUGGCAAUGGCCUAUGGUAUAGAGCUUUCCCCUAUAUGUUCCCCAAUAUGACCAGGUUUCCGAUGGAGAAACAGGCAGCAUGGCAUAUACUUGAAGCGAACCCAUCUUCAGCAUAUCAGCAUGAUAAUAACGGUUUGUUUCCUGUACACAUCGCUGCCUUGAUGGAUAAGAAGGUUGCCAUCCGUAUUCUUCUCAAAGGAUGCCGUGGUUGCAUCACUCUUCCUGAUAAGCAGGGGAGAUCCUUUCUUCACAUUGCUGUCCGGAACAAGGUCCACCAUAUAGUAAAAUAUGCUUGUGAAGCACCAGUUUUUGCGCCCAUACUGAACGCUCGGGACAAUGAUGGCAACACCGCACUACACCUAGCUGUGGAGGUUGAGGAUCUAAUCAUCUUCUGUCAUCUCCUGCGGAAUCCAAAAGUAUUAUUAAAUGUGAGAAACAACAAGGAUCAAACUCCGCUGGAUCUAGCAAGGAGACGACGAAAAUAUUCCUAUAUCCAGAAUCCGGAGAGAGUGAUAUACAUGACACUCAUCGAUGCCAGAGCUAGUCAUGGUAGCUUCUGGAGAGAUCGUGUUCAACAUCUCUGCAUUCAGAAUCAGUUGUCAAUCAAGAAAGAUGAAGAGAAUCAAUCAGAGGAACAGGAUGAGGCGGACGGUAAGAAUGUAGAGGAAGAAGACAGAACAGAGGCGGGCCCGGUAAAAGAGCUCGUACAACUGUUGAAGCAAAAAGUGUAUGAAGAGAAAAAAGAGGCGAUAGAGAAAAACGACUCGGAUCAGAUGAAUGAUAUAACCCGGACACUUGGCCUUUUAUCAGUACUCAUCACAACGAUGACAUUCGGUGCAACCUUCGCCGUACCUGCAGCAGUCAAAGCAGGCAACAGCAGCAACGGUGGCAUUCCAGCAGGAGUUUCCAGUAGCUGGUAUUUCCAUGCGUUCAUGACGGCCAACGCGACUGCUUUCGUCUGCUCCUUAAUAGCUACACUUUGCCUCAUGUUCUCCGGCAUGUCCAUCAUUAAACUGCAAGAUCGCCGAAAAUACUUCCAGGUAGCCCUCUUCUUCACCCCGGGUUCGCUCACCAGCUUGACUGUUGCAUUUGGCCUUGGCCUACGUACGGUGCUGGCUCCAGUAGGUCGUACGCUUUCCGAUGCCAUAUUCGUCCUCAGCUCUCUUGUGCUGCUCUAUCCAAUGUUGGAUUUUGUUACACGACUGGUUUGGACUUACCAACCGCUCUCUGUCAGGCGGGGCCACAUAUUCGUAUGCUGGAUAUUUAUAGGCCGUACCUUUCAUGUGUGUCUAGGUCGGUUUUGGCCCAUCAUAUUUAUCUUUAUUAUGUCAACCUCAAAUAAGACUUGGCGUUGAAGAAGCGGCAUCAAACAGAGAUCAAGUGUGGCUAAUUACUGUGUAAAGCCCAGUGCAGA